AUGUCAGGGUGGGGUGAUCAGCUAUUGCAGGCUGACAUCGACCAGCAAUUCAACACGCACGAUCCUCCCGGUCCUCACACGGAUUUCGACUUCACUUACAGUCAUCAACUCAAUGAUAAUGGGACUUAUCAAACUCAAUCAGCAUGGAUACCGCCUCAGCCACAGCUGCCUCAUGCCCAUCUGGCAAGUUCAAUAAGUUCGACUCAGGCCGCCGCAAGCCACCACUCAUUGUGGGCCCCGCACCAGCACUGGCAAGGUAUUCAUGGGUCAGACACCAUGAUACACCACCAAUCAUGGCCCCUGUCGCCACAGGGCGUUGAUUUUGGGCAAGGCCUGCCUGAGCCUGUCAUUGCCCACCCCGUACCCCAGCGUUUAUAUUACCGGUCGGGUCCACAGCACUUUUUUGCUACCUGGCAGCCUCCCCCCAGCCCAACUGCCUGCGCAAGUUCGCCACCCCUUGGGCCGAACCACCAGCCUGACCAGCCUGACGGCCCUCAGCCUGAGGCUCCGGUUCUAUCUGUGAACCCAUCCGUGUUUGACAACACAUCGUACCAUCCGAAUCUCUCUAGUCCUUCCCGCUCAUCCCAUCAGAUUUUCGACGAUAUCUCCCAACAUGCAGCCCUCACUGCACCCCGCCGCCGCCGUCGAGUCCCCCAAGAGCAAACAUCCAGCCGGAGCGCUAAACGCGCUAAGACACAAACACGAUCGUCUACACAAUUCACAAUCAUCCCAUACCGCUCUGAAAUGAUGUUGGAUCGGUGCAUCCAUUCAAUGAAACUGACCGCAUUCAAGACGUCGUUGUUACCUACCGAUAUUGAUCACAUGGUAGAUGCUGCAUGUAGAGCUGUAGUUAGUCAACAAGUUGAUGAGACACUCCGGUAUUGGGUGCUGGAUAAGCUGGAAAAUGACAAGGAAUAUUUCAGAACCAGGCUUGAGCCCGAACUCGCCACUAUAUCUGGCAGUAUGGCGGCGGUGGUCCAAACAUUCGUCUAUAUCAAAUAUGGUCUUGGUUUCAACUACGCCACGGCAGUGAACGGCACCCACAUCGCCGAGCGCACAUCGCGUGCCAAUCAUCUGGUGCAGAAUGACACAUUUCUCUAUGGCACAUUACAUGUCAAUGGAGAUAAUAUUACCGUCACUUUUGCAAACCCAACUAUCAUAGCAUUGGUGGGAUACUUGCUACGUGACAGCGAGCAUCAAUUCCACAGGUACAUCAGUGACAAUCUCAACUACAAACCGUUACUAGCAAUGACCGCUACUCUCUGCCUGUGGGUGCUGCAAGAACGCAUCACGGGUAUAUGCGUCCCAGUCCGAUUUCUCACCAGCACACAUCGGGUUCAUCAUGAUCGCUUUGUUUCACUGCUGGAGGAUAUGUCUGCGAUGGAGCUAACUGCCCUCACACAGAUACUGACUAAUGGAUCCGCGCUGAGUCCGCCGGUUGAUCAAUGA
Molecule: messenger RNA, 1449 nt
Organism: Suillus fuscotomentosus
Lineage: Eukaryota; Fungi; Basidiomycota; Agaricomycetes; Boletales; Suillaceae
Exons: 4
Coding region: 1-1449 (482 amino acids)
Source: RefSeq, a predicted model, not a curated record